CAUAACGUUACGAAACUACGUCGCUCGUUCGCGACCAAGUGUGCAAAUCCUUAGUCACAAUCUAGACUUUUUAGAAAGCGCUGAAAAUUGUUGCUUUUAAUUAAUAACGAGAACGAAUUAGCACCAAAGUGAGAUGUCAUUGGAGAUUACUAAUCCCAUAUCAUCAAGACUUCCAGAAAAUGGUAAUCCUAUUAUGGAAUCCAAGAAUCCAAAUUAUGGAAUUCCUGCAAAUUACAAUCCUGCUGAUCACCCUCCAGUCAAAAUGAGGCAGCACAACCAUCAUGACCAAAAUGAAACCCAGAGGAAAAGACGAUCCAAGAACAGACUUUCAAAUCGACGAAGCACUGGUUACGUUCCACCAGAACUUAUGGAGGAAGCAAUGCAAAUGGGGUAUUCAAAUGGGCAAUCGGAUCAAGUAUGAGAAGAAUUUAUCCUCGAAAAAUAUUAUGUUUUUAUGAAGUAAUAUUAUAGAGACCAUCACAGUUGGUCUAUUUACUAAAUUUUAAAAAACUACUAAUUUCAAAGAGAAAUUAGUAGCGCCCCAUUAAUAUGACCAACUUGAUGAUAUUAGAAUCAGGCAUUUUUACUUUUCUGUAUGACUAGUACAAAAAGUUCAGAAUAUUUUUAUUUUGGAAUCAUUUAGUAAAAAUGAUAUUCUUUUAUCGAAAUAUUUUAUCUAAAUCAAAACAACUCAGGGAGAGAUUUUUUUUUACCACACUCUAAACUUUAAAAUAUAUACCUGUUGUUAGCUUUAUGUAGCAAAUCCGGCUACUUUACAUUUAGUAGAUUACACGUUUGGUAUUACUUAAUAUUAUAAAUAUUGUAUAAAAUAUAUCAAGUAUUUUGCUCAAUAUCUUAUAAAAUAAUGAAUUACGUCUGGCGUCAAGGUUCAUUAUAGUAUUGUUCUGUGCCAUUUCCAUUUUUUAUCACUGACGUAUAUUUUUAAAUUGCUUAUUUGUUAAUCUAUUUUAUUUACCAAAAUCUCUUAAUCUUAUAAGGUUUUUUUAUCUAGAAUGUAGAAUAUUGUUUGUAAAUAAAAAUUGCAUAUAUCAUUUUAGAAUUGCAUAGAAUUGUAUAUUCAUUGCGUAUAUGUAUUAUUAAUCAUUGUUUUUUUUUUAAUAUAUAUAAAAUAUUGUAUUAACUAAUGACUGUUUAAUAUGAAUAAAAAUAUAUAAAUUUUCUUGGAUUAAAUAAGUUUUGACUAUUUAACUCUUUGCAGAUGAGUAUUUUAGAGACCAACUAACGGCUUCGGAAAUAUCGAACAUUUUGUGUAGACUUUUCCUAGAGUUAUUGUGAAUCUUCAACCUGACGACUUUUUACAAAAUAAAAUUUUAAUUUUAAUUUGAUACAUUCAAGUUAUAAUGGCAUAGCUUAGUAUUUAUAUUAAUUGUUAUUAGAAGCUUAUCAUUAGCAUUUAUAAUAUAACUUUUACCUUUUCGCCAGAAUUUAUACAAUAAUCAUAAUUUUACGCUACGAGAUGAAACAAUAGCAAAUAAAUAAAUUAUAUAUACCAAUAUUUUAUAGAUUUCUAUAUUUCAUUUCGUUGUUCUAUAGAAAUUUAAGUAAUGAAAUAAAACGUGAUUUAUAUGUUG
Molecule: messenger RNA, 1592 nt
Organism: Anthonomus grandis grandis
Lineage: Eukaryota; Metazoa; Arthropoda; Insecta; Coleoptera; Curculionidae
Exons: 3
Coding region: 134-421 (95 amino acids)
Source: RefSeq, a predicted model, not a curated record